AAAUAAAAAUGACAAAAAUCGAGUGCCCAAACUACAUGCCGGAUCUAGUAAGGAUCGUUAGCUGCAGUUUAAAUAGUUCCUCGUCUUUUUCCGCAGAGUUCGCUUUUGCACACGAUGUGUGGAACACUAGGGGUACAUAUUCAUUUAAAAUAAAGCGGGGCUCUUUUAUGAAUAAUCGCACAGCCGUGGAGCUGGACUUUUGUCAGGCUUUGGAAACCUUGCAAUCGGAACAUUUUCUUCGUCUGAUUGCAGACGAGUUCCGGCGGGUGGCCAAUUUUCCAGUUAGUUGUCCAUUUAAAAAGAACACUCGCUAUCAUAUUGAUGGAUUUACGAUUAAUGGGAAUUUUAUACCAAGUUAUGCUCCGGAACUGAGCUUUAUAUCGGACUGCAUGAUAUAUAUAAACAGGAAAAGAGCUAUGCAACUGACCAUUUAUGGAAGCCUUAAACGUACUCGGCCUAAUAAAAAACAUGUGUCUACUUUGGGGUAAAAAAAUAUAGAAAAUAUUUAACAGCACAACUGUUCCAAACACAACACAGAGUUGUUUUUAUAUUUGUUUUUAGUUAGUAAUUUUAAUAACUUAAGCAAAGUAUAUUAAAAAAUCAUUAAAAAACAAUUACAAAAUAACUAUUUUAUUGAGAAAAAUAUAUAUUCCAGAUGUAUUUAUAUUGUGUCAGCCAAUAGAGAGAGAUAUGAAAGCUAAACCAUUCCUAAAAGGUGCAAUACUUUUUUUAUGGAUAUCUGUAUUGUACAGUGCGAGAUCCAAGAUGGAAGCCAUCAUGACAAAAGUUGAGUGUAAAAACUACAUGCCCGAAUUCAUGAAAAAUACGAGUUGUCAAAUAAAUCAAGGUCGCAUGUUCUCUGCCGAGUUCACUUUGACGGAAGAUGUCACCAAUUCCUCAGGAAUUUAUUCAUUUUCCCUAGUAAGAGGAUCGACAAUUACCAACUACCUGAAACUAGACAUUGACUGUUGCCACGACUUGGAAGCUAUUCAAACCCAAUUUCUACUCAAGUUAAUUGCCGAUGAGUUGCGACGUGUGUCUAACUUUCCACUCCAAUGCCCCUUCAAAAAAGUAAGUAAACUAAUUUUCAACUCAUUAUGACUUUGACUAACAAA
Messenger RNA from Drosophila ananassae, 1115 nucleotides. RefSeq lists its product as uncharacterized. The record is from RefSeq and is a predicted model, not a curated record. Bases 9 to 488 code for a protein of 159 amino acids. Lineage: Eukaryota; Metazoa; Arthropoda; Insecta; Diptera; Drosophilidae. The transcript is spliced from 3 exons.